Molecule: messenger RNA, 715 nt
Organism: Rhodamnia argentea
Lineage: Eukaryota; Viridiplantae; Streptophyta; Magnoliopsida; Myrtales; Myrtaceae
Exons: 3
Coding region: 185-484 (99 amino acids)
Source: RefSeq, a predicted model, not a curated record
UCUCUCCCUGUCCCUCUCUCUGGCGUGUCUCUGCGAUUUCUGGGUUGCUUUGGACCAGAAAAAAUAUCUCUCUCUCUCUCUCUCUCUCUCUGAGGUAGAGACGAUAGACAAACCAGAAUGGCGAUGGUUUUGGGUAGCUUGAGUACCCACCCGAAGGUGCGACAUCCAGCAUUUCAUCAUUUCCAUGGAGGGUCUUCGAAUCUCCUGCAGGAAGAAAGACCGAGAAAGAGAUAAUCGUCACCCCUAUAAGGUUGUCGAGAUCACUCCUCCUCCCAGGAGUCUUGGCGUCCGUUGCUUUCCCUCGAACUUGCAAUGCGGCGAGAGCGUGACAAUCGAGGGCCAGGCCUAUACAAUAUCAGCUGUGACUCACCGAUAUCAGCUCCGGAAGGGGAAGUACGAGCCUAGCGAGAAGAGGCUUGACGUCUUAUCAACAGGAAGAUACCUCUUGAACUUGUAUUUGGAUAAUCUGUACAAGCAAUCUUGACAUCUAUUCUCCUUCAUGCUCGAGCUCCGGUUUCUCACGGCUCAGAUCAUGAUGCGGUAUUCUGAAUAUAUUUAUCUUGUUAUGUUCUUGUUAGCUAUCCAACCUUAGCUGUUCAUCUAUGCACUGAGAAUUAGGAAAGAGAGUUCCCAUUAGUAUCUCAAGUUGGAUCCUAGAUGUAGAAACAUAAGAAGGCAUAGCCCCUUCUAUCAAAAGAAAUCAUAUUCUCACCGA